UGAGCUCAGCUGAGUCGGCUUGUAUUUCUGAGAGAGAGAGAGAGAGUUGGGGGGGGAGGCUCUUUUUCUUUAGAUUCCAGAACUUUAACCCUGAAAGCGGCGCUCAGAAAGGACCUUGACCGUUCCCUACUUCCCGCUCCCUCCGGUCUCCCAACUUUCACUCCAGAGGGGUGCAAGUGAGGAGGGGGCCCUGAGGUUCUACCAUCAAGGGUGCUCCCGGAGGCUGCCGCUUGCGUUCCUUGGAGCCCUUCUGGCGCCGGACAGCUUGGAAGCCUUUAGGGAGAGCGAGCGAGCGAGCGAGCGCAAAGCCGAGGAGGUGUGUGUUGGAGGUGGGCAGUCGCUGCCGAGGCUCCAGCGGUGGGUGAUCCUUUGUAGGCAGCGGUCGCCGCUAGUCUGGGCGAGCCGUCCCCGGCAUAACCCCCCUCCCCGGAGCCACCAUGCCCGCGCCCCCGCCUCGCCGCCGGCUUCCCUGCUAGGAGCAAGAAGGGAUGUGGUGAAUGCACCGGCUUCACCGAGCGAGAGCAGGACCCUGCUCGGGCACAGGGCGCCGGGCACACCAUGGCCGACGCCGACGAGGGCUUUGGCCUAGCACACACUCCCCUGGAACCAGAUUCAAAGGAUGUACCCUGUGACUCCAAGCCCGAGGGCGCGCUAGGGGCCCCCAGCAAGUCUCCUUCAUCCCCGCAGGCCGCCUUCACCCAGCAGGGCAUGGAAGGGAUCAAGGUGUUUCUCCACGAAAGAGAACUGUGGCUGAAAUUUCACGAAGUCGGCACAGAAAUGAUCAUAACCAAGGCUGGAAGGCGGAUGUUUCCCAGUUACAAGGUGAAGGUGACGGGCCUUAAUCCCAAAACGAAAUACAUCCUUCUCAUGGACAUAGUUCCCGCGGAUGACCACAGAUACAAGUUCGCAGACAAUAAAUGGUCUGUGACGGGCAAAGCGGAGCCCGCCAUGCCGGGCCGCCUAUACGUGCACCCGGACUCGCCGGCCACCGGGGCGCACUGGAUGCGGCAGCUGGUCUCCUUCCAGAAACUCAAGCUCACCAACAACCACCUGGACCCCUUCGGGCAUAUUAUUCUCAAUUCCAUGCACAAAUACCAGCCCAGAUUACACAUCGUGAAGGCAGAUGAAAAUAACGGAUUUGGCUCAAAGAAUACUGCGUUCUGCACCCACGUCUUUCCUGAGACUGCCUUUAUCGCGGUGACUUCCUACCAGAAUCACAAGAUCACCCAAUUGAAGAUUGAGAAUAAUCCCUUCGCCAAAGGCUUCCGGGGCAGUGACGACAUGGAACUGCAUAGAAUGUCAAGAAUGCAAAGUAAAGAAUAUCCUGUGGUCCCCAGGAGCACAGUGAGACAAAAAGUAGCCUCCAACCACAGCCCUUUCAGCAGCGAGCCACGAGCUCUCUCCACCUCGUCCAACCUGGGGUCCCAGUACCAGUGCGAGAAUGGCGUGUCCGGCCCCUCCCAAGACCUCCUGCCCCCACCCAACCCGUACCCGCUGCCCCAGGAGCACGGCCAGAUUUAUCACUGUACCAAGAGGAAAGCAGAUGAAGAAUGUCCCACCACGGAGCAUCCGUAUAAGAAGCCCUACAUGGAGACGUCACCCAGCGAGGAGGACCCUUUCUACCGCUCCGCCUACCCCCCGCAGCAGGCCCUGAGCGCCUCCUACAGGACAGAGUCGGCCCAGCGGCAGGCCUGCAUGUACGCCAGCUCCGUGCCGCCCAGCGAGGCGGCGCCCAGCUUGGAGGACAUCAGCUGCAACACGUGGCCCAGCGUGCCUUCCUACAGCAGCUGCACCGUCGCCGCGGUGCCGCCCGUGGACAGGCUGCCUUACCAGCACUUCUCUGCUCACUUCACCUCGGGGCCCCUGGUCCCCCGGCUGGCCGGCAUGGCCAACCACGGCUCCCCGCAGCUCGCGGAGGGAAUGUUCCAGCACCAGCCCUCCGUGGCCCACCAGCCCGUGGGGAGGCAGUGCGGGCCUCAGACUGGCCUCCAGUCCCCCGGCGGCCUCCAGCCGUCCGAGUUUCUGUACCCUCACGGCGUGCCGAGGACCCUGUCCCCACAUCAGUACCCCCCCGUGCACGGGGUGGGCAUGGUGCCCGAGUGGAGCGAGAACAGCUAAAGGGAGGCCCGCUUCGUAAGGGGGAGGUGAGCGGGGGAGAGACGGUGGCAGAGAGGACCCCCGCGGGUGGCCCUUCUCCUUGACGGUGUUCGCGUCUGCACUUGAGAGCCCUGGACACUGAUCUAAUCAGUAGCUCGAAACCACAAUUCGAAAAAUGUGACUUUGUCGUUUCGUCUCCAAACUUAAAAAAAAACCCCAAAAAAAAAAAAAAACAAAACAACCAAGCAACCAACCAACCGACAAAGAAACAAACAAAAGAAAGCUGCGCCUCACCCCCCACGACCACCCUGCGCGUCUGCCGGCCGUGUUCACGCCACCUCCCGGUGUCCUCCGUGAUUCCUUCUUUUGGCCUCCAGAAAGCCUUUGCCUUUACCGAAGGGUUUUAGCCUCACGGUGGAGUUGGGAGUCUUUCCUGCCUCAGUGUUCAUGUUGACGUUGUUAUAUAAUAAAUGAUAAUAUAUUUUUUUCUUUCAGUUUUCUUAAUGGGACCCAGUCCCUUAUUUGGGGGUGGGGGGGGGAGGUCUGAGGCAAGUGCAUUUCACAGUCUGUAUUCGUGGGGUUCCCUUCGCGUCGACCACGCCGGAAACCGAAAUUCGCCACCCUGCCCUCGACUAAGAAGUUACCUACCUCUGCCGCGCGAUGUUCUUGAGAAAGUGCCCCGUGUCCUGGCUUUUGUCUGACGUUUCCCGCCCGGCCCGUCAUCGCGGGGGUCGGGAUGGCGCUGCGCUCCAUCUGGCCUCCUAUCUACUCAGCCCUCCCGUCGUCCCAGCUCUGUGUCUGUCCAGCCGUCUGUCGCUGAAAUGUGGCCUAUAGCUUCCCGACCGGAAAGCUUGCUUUGAAAAACUUAAAAAGCCCUGGUUUACACGCGGGCAGAACUGAGAUAAGCGAAGAGCAAGCUCUGUGCUGACAAGCAUUGCGAAAAGGCCAAAACAAAUAUUCGUCCUGAUAAAACACAAAGCCGGCCCCCCUCGCCGCCCCCACCCCCCCAAGCUUCCAAACCUCGGUCACCAUCAGCGGCGACCCAACCCGGAUGCCGUGCAAAGCCCGCCACCGACAUGCGUACCCGUUGGUUCGCCCCAGAGCGGUCACACCGACACCAGAUGCCAACACAAAACUGUGGUGAUUGAAAGCAGAAAACAGUAUU
This is a messenger RNA of Hyaena hyaena (striped hyena), 3262 nucleotides long. It is a transcript of the gene TBX5, whose product is annotated as T-box transcription factor 5. Gene Ontology annotation, cellular component: nucleus. Gene Ontology annotation, biological process: cardiac left ventricle formation; positive regulation of DNA-templated transcription; cell fate specification. NCBI's taxonomy places the organism in Eukaryota, Metazoa, Chordata, Mammalia, Carnivora, Hyaenidae. The transcript has 9 exons. Bases 559 to 2118 code for a protein of 519 amino acids. Gene Ontology annotation, molecular function: RNA polymerase II cis-regulatory region sequence-specific DNA binding; DNA-binding transcription factor activity, RNA polymerase II-specific. The record is from RefSeq and is a predicted model, not a curated record.